GGAGAGGAGCGGCGCGCGGGGCGGAGGUGGGGGGUGUCCGACUGAAUGAGAGCCGAGCGCCCGAGACGGUGGGGUCGAGGUCGGCGCGAGCGGCUGAAUGUCGGGGGAGACGGAGCGAGUGGCCGCGCGGGUCCCCGGGGAGAGCGGCUCGGAGCCGGGGAGCGCGGCCGCCACACCGGGGACCGGGCCCGGGGCGGGGACCGGGCCCCGGAGCCAAGUCCUGGCCCGGGAGGUGGCGGCGUGUCUGUUGGCCGAGCCCCGCAGUGAGGCUCAGGAGCUUGAUGAAAGUGUUGAAGAAAUGUUAAUCAGACUGGAUGAGUUUUGUGGAAUGUUGGAUAUGAUUCGAAACGAUACUUCGCAGAUUCUAAGUGAAGACAUUCCAAACACAAAGGUCAAGGUAUUGGAAAUGAAGACGGUUUAUAAAAAAAUUGAUAAAAUAGAGGCGUUUGUGAAAAUGGUCGGACAGAAUGCAGCUAUGCUAGAGGAACAAGUAGUUCGAGCAGAAAAGGAUUAUGGAAAUUUCCCUUGUGGUGUUUGCAAACUUCUACAUUCAAUCAGUACUCCGGCAUUCCUACAUAAGAAACGCACAUUCCUCAACCAACAGAGUUCGACAUAUGAGCUGCCCAAUUUAUACAGGAGCGAAGACUAUUUUCCUGGGAGUUCCAAUCCAGGAUACCUCAAAAAGCCAAACACCUGACUGCUUGCCAUAAAACAGCAGGAAACUAUUGAUCGUAACACUGACACUGAUGUGAAGUUGUAUGAUGGACAUUGCCUGCAAUUUGUGUUUAGUCACAUACUAGUCUCAGCUGGAUCGAAGUCAAUAUGUACAAAGAAUUUUUCAGUGAGAGAUAGUAGUACUGCUUAUUGCCUUUAUACCAAGACUACAUCCCACAGCUAAUCACUUGCAAACAGUUUUGUGGAAGUGCAUUCAAACAGUCACCCAAAGCGUCUAAUUUACCAUGUUACAGAGAACCUGAUUCAGCUGAAACGUGUCCUAUAAUCAAGCUACUAGCCAGCAAGUCUCUUGUUUGGUUGAUAAUUUAAGCACAAACAAAUUUAAUUGAUCAGGAAAAUUAAUGUCUCCAUUAUCGGAAGUAAUUCAGAAAAAAAUCUUAGCAUAUUUUAAAGAACGGCUUUCCUUAAUUUGACAACAUUUUAAAUGCGUGUUUUUGAUUUGUGGAAUAAAGAUGCUUAGAAAAUGAAGCUGAUCGCACGUGUAUUCAACCAUGCGACUUCAAUAUUCUGAAUGCCCUCCCAAUUAAAUAUCCUUGAAUAGAGUUCCACGUCAGAAUUUAGAAUCACGCGGUCUAAGCUGACAUGCCAGUGGCGGUGGGGGGGGGGAUUAACAUGAGACGUU
This is a messenger RNA of Callorhinchus milii (elephant shark), 1357 nucleotides long. Its product is annotated as biogenesis of lysosome-related organelles complex 1 subunit 4. Lineage: Eukaryota; Metazoa; Chordata; Chondrichthyes; Chimaeriformes; Callorhinchidae. The record is from RefSeq and is a predicted model, not a curated record. The transcript is spliced from 5 exons. Gene Ontology annotation, cellular component: BLOC-1 complex. Bases 98 to 697 code for a protein of 199 amino acids.